AUGAAUCUAAAUGCAACAUUACCAUCCACGGCUGCUAAUCGUGCUUCGGUGGAUUUGGAUUCAUCCAUGCUGAACAAUAGUAUCGGUGCGCCAACGCCGAAGUCAGUUCAAUCGGAGAUGACGAAAACACCUGUACCUAUACCUCACUUUACGACACCCGAAUGGGUUCACUGUGAAGUUUGCAAACGACGCGAACAUAAUGGCACGAGCAAUACUCGAUUACCAUUAGCUUAUUGUCAUCCAUGUGGCCAUAUCAUUUGUCGAGAUUGUGUCAUGGAAUCCAUGAACAACAACAACAACAACAACAACACUUGCAUAAUCUGUUCGAAAUCUACGCAUAUCUAUCCAAUUAAUUCUAAUUUGCCACCACAGAUAAAAGUUUUAUUUAUACCACGCCAUGAACUGAUUCAUGUUACUGAAGUUCAAGUACGCGAACAAAUCUGUAAACUUUAUGCCAAUAUGUACAAACAGCUAUUUGAUGUGUUUGAUUAUCAAGAUUCGAAAUGGAAUCAACUAAUGUUGCAUAGAAUCGAAUAUAUGAGACAAAUGAAUAAAAUCAAGAAGGGAAUGACGGAGUUGGAAGAAACAAAACGUAUCAACAAAGAGUUAGUUAAGAUUUUCCAUGAACACGAACAAAUUCAUCGUCAAGAUGCUCGACAUUAUCAACCGACUACUCCGUCAGUACGACCAGCCUCUGUCGCAUCAUCAGUAUCAUUAAACUUCGGACCACAGCAACGACAACAAAUGAAUCCCAGCGCCUCAUCAAUUACGAAGCCGAUGGCUAUGGGUACAUCACCAAGUCCUCAUUUUCAUCAUCAUGUUCCUCCACCUGAAUCGGAUAAAUUAAUGACUUAUGAACAAGCAAUGAUCUACGCUCAUCCAUCGUUGAAAGAUGCUUUACGAUUAGCACAUCGUCGCAAAAUGACAUCGAAAAAUAGUGGACCUAUUACUUCGAAAUAG
This is a messenger RNA of Adineta ricciae, 960 nucleotides long. The record is from the annotation of a GenBank genome assembly. NCBI's taxonomy places the organism in Eukaryota, Metazoa, Rotifera, Eurotatoria, Adinetida, Adinetidae.